CGUAAGUCCACUUAAAAUGAGAAUGAUAUGAAUUUUUAUUCGUACUAAAUUUUUGGGUUCUUAUUUCGAGUUUGCCGCACGUGCCACUAGUACGUACGGUUGCGCUGGAAAAUUACAGUAGUAGUACAGAACUAACAGAAAUUGCUUCUAGUCUGUAUAAUUAUAACAGUUAUUGUGUUCACAAAUAAACAGUCAACUUACCUGACUGUUUUAAAGACAACAUUAUGAACAAAGUCAUCUGUUUAACUAGGACGGGCAUGUUUGUGCUCGUAUAUUACACAUAAAGCUGAGCAUGCCACGUUAUGACAAUGAUCAGAUUCGCCGGGAGAUUCAUUAGCAUCCGUGUGUGCAGUCUGCUAUUCGGCGUGUACUAUUUCCUCCUGGGCGGUUUCGGGCUGUUCUCCGCUCUGAACGGCCUGCUCAUCUACUGGUCCGACCGCGAUGUCAUCGCCGACAGUCUGAAAGGCGUCACCGGCGACAUCUCCGCUUCCGUGUACUGGGCGGCGCUGCUGUGGAUGCUCUUCGGCGGCGUCAUGAUGCUCAUUGGGAUCCUGCAGAUUGUGUCCAUCGACCGGCGCUCGGAGGCCAUGUUCCGCGUGGCGACGGGGUUGCUGGUGGCGGCCGUGGUGGCGCUCACGUGGGUGACGAUGGUCUCAGCGUCCAAUAUCCGGCAGAUGUACCGAGAGCCCAGUGUGCCGGAUGAGCGGAAGGAAACAGCCGUUCACCUCACACAGCGAUUGGUUUUUGUUACCGGAGCAAUAACGGGGUCGAUCGCAGUCGGCUUACUGCUCAAUUUGUGCAUCAUGCUGGAGUCACGGCACAGAUACUUCGAAAGUUUACUAUUUCCAACCCACCAUCCCGUGGCAUACAACAGUUUUCGCUCCAAAGAAGUCUUAAGUGAGGACAUUAUUUAAACUAAGUGUAAUUUACAUUGCAUUCAGUUAACUGGUGUGCUUUGUGAUCUGUUGGUACACUUUUUAGAACUUUGUUAUUCACGGUUGUUUUAUUGCUGAUUGUAAUUUAUUGACAAUUUUGAUCUCACAGUGUCAGUCAUUGACAUUCGCAGCUAAUUUUGGAGUUACAAAAAUCGUUCAUCAUGCACUAUGAUCAGCGCUGACAUCCCUAUCGUGGUCGCCU
This is a messenger RNA of Paramacrobiotus metropolitanus, 1137 nucleotides long. RefSeq lists its product as uncharacterized. Bases 303 to 914 code for a protein of 203 amino acids. The record is from RefSeq and is a predicted model, not a curated record. NCBI's taxonomy places the organism in Eukaryota, Metazoa, Tardigrada, Eutardigrada, Parachela, Macrobiotidae. The transcript is spliced from 3 exons.